This is a messenger RNA of Gracilinanus agilis (Agile Gracile Mouse Opossum), 2311 nucleotides long. RefSeq names its product lymphocyte cytosolic protein 1 (gene LCP1). Lineage: Eukaryota; Metazoa; Chordata; Mammalia; Didelphimorphia; Didelphidae. Gene Ontology annotation, biological process: actin filament network formation; actin filament bundle assembly. Gene Ontology annotation, cellular component: actin filament bundle; actin filament; cytoplasm. The record is from RefSeq and is a predicted model, not a curated record. The coding region runs from base 67 to 1977 and encodes 636 amino acids. Gene Ontology annotation, molecular function: actin filament binding; calcium ion binding. The transcript has 17 exons.
AUCAAACUCGAGCACUACUGUCGACAGCACUUUUUCACACGAGAUUGAUUACUCAAAGCAAUAAAAAUGGCCAGAGGAUCAGUAUCCGAGGAAGAAAUGGCAGACCUCAGAGAAGCUUUCUCUAAAGUUGAUACAGAUGGCAAUGGGUACAUCAGCUGCAAUGAACUAAAUGACUUGUUCAAAGCAGCUUGCUUGCCCUUGCCUGGUUACAGAAUAAGGGAAAUCACAGAGAAUCUGAUGGCAACUGGAGAUCUAAACCAUGAUGGCCGAAUCAGCUUUGAUGAGUUUAUCUCGGUGUUUCAUGGGUUAAAAAGCACAGAAGUCGCCAAGACCUUCAGAAAAGCCAUUAAUAAGAAAGAAGGGAUUUGUGCUAUUGGUGGUACCUCAGAACAAUCCAGUGUUGGGACACAGCAUUCCUAUUCAGAGGAAGAAAAAUAUGCCUUUGUUAACUGGAUAAACAAAGCCCUGGAAAAUGAUCCUGAUUGUAAGCAUGUCAUCCCUAUGGAUCCGAACACAGAUGACCUCUUUACCGCUGUUGGAGAUGGCAUUGUCCUAUGUAAAAUGAUCAACCUAUCAGUGCCAGAUACAAUUGAUGAAAGAACGAUCAACAAAAAGAAACUUACCCCAUUCACCAUCCAGGAGAAUUUGAACCUGGCUCUGAACUCUGCUUCAGCCAUUGGGUGCCAUGUGGUUAAUAUAGGAGCUGAGGAUUUGAAGGAGGGAAAACCUUAUCUGGUCUUGGGCCUUUUGUGGCAAGUCAUCAAAAUUGGAUUGUUUGCCGACAUUGAACUCAGCAGGAAUGAAGCUCUGAUUGCCCUUUUGAGGGAAGGUGAAAGUCUGGAGGACUUGAUGAAACUUUCCCCUGAGGACUUAUUGCUGAGAUGGGCGAACUAUCAUCUGGAAAAUUCAGGCUGCAAUAAAAUCAACAACUUCAGCAAUGAUAUCAAGCUGACUGACUUCUACAGCAUUUUAAAGGACUCGAAAGCUUAUUACCACCUGCUUGAGCAGGUGGCUCCAAAGGGAGAUGAAGAAGGUAUUCCGGCUAUUACUAUUGACAUGUCAGGAAUAAGGGAGAAGGAUGACAUCCAGAGGGCAGAGUGUAUGUUGCAACAAGCAGAAAGACUGGGAUGCCGGCAGUUUGUCACCGCCACAGAUGUUGUCCGCGGGAACCCAAAGUUGAACUUGGCUUUUAUUGCCAAUCUUUUUAAUAGAUACCCUGCCCUACACAAACCAGAGAAUCAAGAAAUUGAUUGGGGAUCUCUUGAAGGUGAGACGAGGGAGGAGCGCACAUUUAGGAACUGGAUGAAUUCCUUGGGUGUGAGUCCUCGGGUCAAUCAUUUGUACAGUGAUUUGUCAGACUCCCUGGUCAUCUUCCAGCUCUAUGAAAAGAUUAAAGUACCUGUUGACUGGAAUCGAGUGAAUAAGCCGCCAUAUCCUAAACUGGGGGGUAAUAUGAAGAAGCUUGAGAACUGUAACUAUGCCGUGGAACUGGGGAAGAAUCAAGCCAAGUUUUCUCUUGUUGGCAUUGCUGGGCAGGACCUCAAUGAAGGAAACCGCACGUUGACGCUGGCCUUAAUAUGGCAGAUAAUGAGAAGGUAUACACUGAGCAUUCUUGAAGAUAUUGGUGGAGGACAGAAAGUCUAUGAUGAUAUUAUUGUCAAUUGGGUGAAUGAAACGUUGAAAGAAGCUGAGAAGAACUCAUCUAUUUCUAGUUUCAAGGACCCUAAGAUCAGCACAAGUAUGCCUGUUUUGGAUCUCAUUGAUGCCAUUCAAGCAGGAUCCAUUAAAUAUGAUCUUUUGAAAACAGAUGACCUAAAUGAUGAAGAAAAACUUAAUAAUGCCAAGUAUGCCAUUUCAAUGGCUCGAAAAAUUGGGGCAAGAGUAUAUGCUCUUCCAGAAGACCUGGUUGAAGUGAAACCCAAAAUGGUCAUGACAGUUUUUGCAUGUCUCAUGGGAAAGGGGAUGAAGAAGGUGUAAGGCCAAAUAGGGUUGACCUCGGAGGCUGAAUCACACAAUUUUGACUGCCUCAAAUACUGGAUGCCCUUUUCAAGACCCAAGAAGCAUGUGGACUGGCUAAGCCAUUCCAGAGUUUAAAGAGAUUGUAACAUUAAAGCAAGGUUCUAAGCAGCAUUUAGUUCAGCCAAGUAAUCUAGCCUGUGUUUAACAGAAAUAUGCUUCAUUUCUUUAAGAAAGAAAGAAAGAAAUCCUAAAUCUCAUGCAAAUAAUUUAUAUCCUUGAAUAUAUCUGCUUCCUUUGAAAAUCCAGAAGUUAUUUCCUAGCAGCCCUUCCCCACAAGCUCCACUUUAAUCAU